Saxophila tyrrhenica is the source of this 366-nucleotide messenger RNA. RefSeq lists its product as uncharacterized. The coding region runs from base 1 to 366 and encodes 121 amino acids. NCBI's taxonomy places the organism in Eukaryota, Fungi, Ascomycota, Dothideomycetes, Mycosphaerellales, Extremaceae. The transcript has a single exon. The record is from RefSeq and is a predicted model, not a curated record.
AUGCAGCUCUUCAGCCUCUUCACCACCCUUCUCGUGGCCGUCUCCGCCACCUCCGUCCACGGCGAUGCCAUGAGCAACGACUGGGAAAACGCCGGCGUCUGCGGUUCAAAGAACGCCAACGCUAACGCUGCCAUCGAGGCCUUCUGCAGCAAAGGCGACAUCGUCGUGCCAUCGAAAUACGCCCAGGAUGGCGCGCGACGGGGCAACAUGCACGCCCGCAUCACUGGCAACUGCGGCGGCCAGUGGAUCCCACCGGAGUGGUGCCGUGCGCAGUUCCACCAGAUUUGCGCACACGGUGGGCCACGCGGUGGUGGGCAUCGCAAGUACAAUGGCUGUCAGCUUUUCCAGCUUACCAAGAAGUACUGA